CAAGAUCAGAAAACACCACGAAGCAGACGAUCAUUUCACGUCAACAGCCAAUAUUUCCUGAUACAACCCCCUUUCAAUUCAUCAGGCAACACGAAACCCACAUCAAGCCACAAACCAGCAAACCACCGCCAAAAUGCUGCUCGAAGAAGACCCCUCCACCCUCAUCCGCCACACCAUCUCCAACUUCAACAUCGCGCCGGACAAGACCGCCGUGUCACGGGUAUCGGAAUCCCUCUCCACGCUGCAGCAGGCGCGGGAGCUGCGGGUGCGCGAGGCGGAGGCGGCGCUGCGGCGGCUGGGCCGGUCGCUGGGCACGCUGUCGUCGCAGCACGCCGAGCUGACGGCCUCGCACUCGUCCACCCAGCACGCGUCCGAGAUCGCCCGCCUCGACACCCAAAAGUUCCGCGUCGCCAAGGCCGCCUCCGACCUCGAGAUGGAGACUGAGCGUUUGCAGGCCCAGCUGGCGGAUCUUAAUGCGCGUCUGCAGGAGUUGGAGUUGCAGGGGGUGGAUGGGGGUGGGGUUGGGGUUGGGGAGGGGGGGAAUGGUGCUGGUGCUGGUGCUGGUGGUGCUGGUGGUGCUGGUGGUGCCGGGAGUGGUGGGGCGCUGGAGGACGAGCUGCUGCUGCGGUUGAAGGUCUAUCGGAGUUUGGGGAUUGAGAUCGAGAGGGAUAGUAAGGAUGGGGAGUUCAACCGGGUGGUGGUGCGGAAUGAUCGGAAGGGGGAUGUGCAUGUGGUGAAUAUCGAUAGGAAGUUCUCGAGGUUUUUCUACGCCAACUAUUUCUGGCAGAGUUUGUAAGCGGUUGGGAUUCGGAAGGUACUCAUGGACGGCGUUUCGGAGUUGGUUUGGGAUUGGGGGAGAUACCAGGGAAACUCAGCGUAUAUAAAAUGGACAUGGUUUACUGACGCCUGACGCGAGGGACCUCGGUUAAGCUCACGAUUGAUAUCAUGGGCAUCAGCUCUAUUGGCCUCGGCUGCUGGAUUGUUGCCCG
Molecule: messenger RNA, 989 nt
Organism: Chaetomium fimeti
Lineage: Eukaryota; Fungi; Ascomycota; Sordariomycetes; Sordariales; Chaetomiaceae
Product: Spc24 subunit of Ndc80-domain-containing protein
Exons: 2
Coding region: 134-796 (220 amino acids)
Biological process (GO): chromosome segregation
Cellular component (GO): Ndc80 complex
Molecular function (GO): microtubule binding
Source: RefSeq, a predicted model, not a curated record